GGGGAGGAUUUGCUGCAGAUGACAUCAGCCGUGGAUGCUGGAAAAGCGGCGGCGGGGAUGCGCCGGCUCCCCCCCUUCCUCCUCCUCCUCCUCCUUCUCCUCCUCCUCCUCCUCCUCGUCGCCAGGUCCCAGCCCUGCACCGUCUCCGUAUAAAAGCGCCGCAGCCUCCCCGCCCGCCCUCACUCCCUGCCGCCUGCGGAGCCGCCGCCGAGCGGCCCUUCUCCCCUCAUCGCCCCGGAGCCGCGGGGCGGAGCGGGGGACCGCGAUGGCCACCGUGGUGGUGGAAGUGGACUCGGAGCCCUCCUGCAGCAUCCCCAACCCCACCUCCCCCUCGCCCAGCCUCUCGCACCGCUUCCUGGACAGCAAGUUUUACCUGCUGGUGGUCAUCGGCGAGCUGGUGACCGAGGAGCACCUGCGGCGGGCCAUCGCCAACAUCGAGCGAGGAAUCCGAUCAUGGGACACAAACUUGAUUGAAUGCAACUUGGAUCAAGAACUGAAACUUUUUGUAUCUCGCCAUUCAGCUCGAUUCUCUCCUGAUGUUCGAGGUCAGAAAAUUCUUCACCACAGAAGUGAUAUCCUAGAAACAGUAGUCCUGAUCAAUCCCUCGGAUGAAGCAGUUAGUACCGAGGUGCGUUUAAUGAUCACAGAUGCUGCAAGACACAAGCUCCUUGUACUAACUGGACAGUGCUUUGAAAACACAGGAGAACUCAUUCUUCAGUCAGGGUCCUUCUCCUUCCAGAACUUCAUUGAGAUCUUCACUGAUCAAGAGAUUGGUGAAUUAUUGAGCACCACACACCCUGCCAACAAAGCCAGCUUAACUCUUUUCUGCCCUGAGGAAGGGGACUGGAAAAAUUCUAAUCUUGACCGACACAACCUUCAAGACUUCAUUAACAUUAAACUCAACUCAUCUUCCAUAUUGCCUGAAAUGGAAGGACUUUCUGAAUUUACAGAGUAUCUGUCAGAAUCGGUAGAAGUGCCAUCACCCUUUGACAUUUUGGAACCUCCAACCUCAGGAGGCUUCUUGAAACUCUCCAAACCCUGCUGUUAUAUUUUCCCGGGUGGACGAGGAGACUCUGCAUUGUUUGCAGUGAAUGGAUUCAACAUGCUUAUCAAUGGAGGAUCUGAAAGAAAAUCUUGCUUUUGGAAGCUUAUCCGGCAUUUGGACAGGGUAGAUUCUAUUCUGCUCACUCACAUCGGAGAUGAUAACCUGCCAGGAAUCAAUAGCAUGCUUCAGCGAAAAAUAGCUGAAUUAGAAGAGGAACAGUCUCAAGGGUCUACUACCAACAGUGACUGGAUGAAAAAUCUGAUCUCACCGGAUUUAGGAGUUGUAUUCCUUAAUGUACCUGAGAACCUGAAGAAUCUGGAUCCUAACAUCAGAGUUAAAAGGAGUGUUGAAGAAGCUUGCUUUACUCUUCAGUAUUUAAAUAAAUUGUCUAUGAAACCAGAACCUCUUUUCAGAAACGUGGGAAAUACCAUUGAUCCCAUUAUUUUAUUUCAGAAAAUGGGAGUUGGUAAACUUGAGAUGUAUGUGCUUAAUCCUGUCAAAAGCAGCAAAGAGAUGCAAUAUUUUAUGCAACAGUGGAGUGGUACUAACAGAGAUAAAGCUGAAUUUCUGCUACCAAAUGGCCAAGAACUAGACAUUCCAUUAUCCUAUUUCACUUCUGUUUCAUCCCUGAUUGUUUGGCAUCCAGCUAAUCCUUCAGAAAAAAUAAUUCGAGUUCUGUUUCCUGGAAACAGCACCCAAUAUAAUAUUCUAGAAGGACUAGAAAAACUCAAACACUUGGACUUCCUUAAACAACCAAUGGUUACACAAAAAGACCUAACCGGAAACAUUGCUAGUCCAGCUGUGAAACAAGCAAAGUUGAAACAGCGAACUGACAGCAAAGAAAGUCUCAAGCCUGCUGCAAAGACACCACCAAGCAAGACUGUCAGAAAAGAAUCUAAAGAAGAAACUCCAGAGCCUGCAAAGCCUAGUCCAGCACCAGAAAAGCCUCAGAAAUUAGAAAGCAAAGAAAAAGUUCCAGUUAAAAAAGAGAAACCAGCAAAACCAGAAACCAAACCUAUAGUGGCAGAAAAAGAUAUAACAAGUAAGGAAGAACAAUUACUGAAAUCUGAAACUCCUGAAAAACAAGCUACAGAUGUCAAACCAAAAGUGACAAAGGAGAAGCCAGUGAAAAAGGAAGUCAAAGCAAAACCUGAAGAAAAGAAAGAGGAAAAAGAAAAAACAAAGAAAGAGGUUUCUAAAAAAGAGGAGAAAACUCCCAUCAAAAAAGAGGAAAAACCCAAAAAAGAAGAGAUCAAGAAAGAAGUUAAAAAAGAGGUGAAAAAGGAAGAGAAGAAGGAAAUUAAGAAGGAAGUGAAGAAAGAAGCUCCACCAAAGGAAGUGAAGAAAGAAGCUAAAAAAGAAGAGAAAAAAGAAGUUAAGAAGGAAGAAAAAGAAGCCAAAAAGGACAUCAAAAAGGUUCCUAAAGAAACAAAGAAGACACCCACUCCUUCAGCUGAAACCAAAAAGCCAGCAGUAAAACCUAAACCACAAAAGAAGGAGGAACCUGCUAAAAAAGAAGCAGUACCUGCUGGAAAACCAAAGGAAAAGGGAAAAAUUAAGACUGUGAAGAAGGAGAUCAAAGUCAGUGGAGAACAAGCUGCCCUUGCAGCCGUUGGAGCUGCUGCUACAACUGUAGCUGCUGUAGCAGCUGCAGAAAUUACAGCUAGUGGAAAAGAACUUGAGGCAGAGAGGUCCCUUAUGUCUUCACCAGAGGAUUUAACAAAGGAUUUUGAAGAAUUAAAAGCUGAAGAAGUGGAAACAAUAAAAGCAACAAAACCUCAGGUUGCACUCAUAGAGGAUGAACUGAAGCUCUCUGGCAAAGAACAAAAAGAGGCCUUUGAUAUCCAAAAGGAAAAAUUAGACAAUGAAGGACCUGCUGAGUCCUCUGAUGAAGGCAUAACUACCACAGAGGCUGAGGGUGAGUGUGAACAGACACCUGAAGAAUUGGAACCUGUGGAAAAGCACAGGGUUGAUGACAAUGAAAAGUAUGAAGAUGAGGGAACUGGCUUGGAAGAAUCAUCUGAAGCAGGAGAUUAUGAGGAGAAGGCAGAGACAGAAGAAGCUGAAGAACGAGGUGAAGAUGAGGAAGAAAAGACACCACUUGACACCACAAAACCAUACAUGGAAGAAGCAAGAAAAGUGGGUAAGAGUGCAGAAGAAAUAAUGGCCAAAACAGAUGCUAAUAUCAAAGAUGAAAAAUAUAUUGAAAAGGCAGAUUAUGAGGCAUCAGAUGAACGGGCUGAGGAGGACAGGGAAGAAGCAGUAGAAAAAGCAGAAACUGAAGAGACUGAAGAAGAGGAAGAAGACAAAGCAGAAGACAUCAGAGAUGAAGAGGAGACUGAAAAAAUAGAAGCUGAAGAAGAUUAUGUGAUGGCUGUGGUAGACAAAGCUGCAGAAGCUGGUGAAGUUGAAGAUAAAUAUGGCCUACUCAUCAUUACACCAACAAAACACUCAGAGCCUCAGUCUCCAGCAGUUGAACCAGCCUCUUCAAUCCAUGAUGAGACAUUACCUGGUGGUUCAGAAAGUGAAGCCACUGUUUCUGAUGAAGAAAAUAGAGAAGAUCAGCCUGAGGAAUUCACUGCUACUUCGGGUUAUACACAGUCUACCAUUGAAAUAUCUAGCGAACCAACUCCAAUGGAUGAAAUGUCUACGCCCCGGGAUGUCAUGAGUGAUGAAACUAACAAUGAGGAAAGUGAGUCACCUUCUCAGGAGUAUGUGAAUAUUACCAAGUAUGAGACAUCACUGUACUCUCAAGAGUUUGGUAGGCCUAAACUUUCUCCACUUCCAGAUGCUCUUAACGGAUUAUCAGAAGGAUCCAAAACAGAGGCCACAGAAGGUAAAGACUAUAAUGCCUCAGCUUCUACCAUCUCACCACCUUCUUCAUUAGAGGAAGACAAAUUCUGCAAAUCCGCGUUCCAGGAUGUGUACCGGCAAAAAGAAAGUGAAAUCCAAGGCACUGCCAAAUUAGAAAUCAAAGAAACCUGUCUAGAAGAUGUGUCUGGAAAACUUAGCCCAGUCAAGAGUCCAGCUGAUAGUUUGUCCCCUCCAUCACCAGUUGCCAAAACACCACUGGGUGAACGCAGUGUCAACUUUUCACUCACUCCUAAUGAGAUCAAGGUCUUGGCUGAGCCUGCCCCCAUUGCUGCAUUGCCCAAUGUACGUCAAGAAGUUGCUGAAGAGCACUGUGCAAGCCCUGAAGAUAAAACAUUAGAAGUAGCAUCUCCCUCACAGUCUGCUGCUGGUAGUGCUGGCCACACACCUUAUUAUCAGUCUCCCACUGAUGAAAAAUCCAGUCAGCUUCCCUCUGAAACAAGUGAAAAGUCAACAGAAGCUCCAGUUAGCUUUGAAUUCAGUGAAGUCAAAGAUGAGUCUGCAAAACCCAGAAUAAGCCCUAUGGAUGAGCCUGUUCCAGAUUCAGAAUCUCCUAUUGAAAAGGUUCUCUCACCUCUACGGAGUCCACCACUGAUAGGUUCAGAGACCACUUAUGAUACAUUUUUGAGUGCUGAUGUAAAGUCUCCCACCAGAGAUUAUGGAAGUCCUUCUGAGGAGAAACCUGAAACAGAAAAAUCACCGGUUCAAAUGAGCCCAGCUUCUGAAGCCAGCUCAGUGGGGCUUUUCCAAGAAAAACAAGAUGAAAAAAGCAUGGAGUUUAUGGUAAUUAAGGAAGGCUUCAGCCUAGAGAGAAGAAUGGAGGAUACAGAACCCAGCAGCUCCCAGUCUUCACUGGUCUUGGAUGAGCGAAAGUUGACAGGUGAUCUCUCACCUACUCAAAUAGAUAUCAGUCAGUUUGGUUCCUUAAAAGAGGACACAAAAAUGUCAAUUUCUGAAGGCACUGUUUCUGAUAAGUCUGCAACUCCUGUUGAUGAGGUCGUAGCAGAAGACACGUAUUCCCAUAUUGAGGGAGUAGCUUCUGUCUCCACAGCAUCUGUUGCUACUAGUUCAUUUCCAGAACCAACUACCGAUGAUGUAUCCCCCUCUUUGCAUGCUGAGGUUGGAUCACCCCACUCUACAGAAGUUGACGAUUCCCUUUCAGUGUCAGUUGUACAAACACCAACAACGUUUCAGGAAACAGAAAUGUCUCCAUCUAAGGAGGAGUGCCCAAGACCUAUGUCAAUUUCUCCACCAGAUUUCUCACCUAAAACUGCAAAAUCAAGAACCCCAGUGCAUGAUCACAGAUCUCCUGAACAGUCAACUAUGUCAGUAGAAUUUGGUCAGGAAUCCCCUGAGCAGUCUUUAGCAAUGGACUUCAGUAGGCAAUCUCCUGAAUAUCCUCCUGUAGGCACUAGUAUACACCAUGUAUCUGAAAAUGGACCAACAGAAGUAGAUUAUAGCCCUUCAGAUAUACAGGAGACUACUUUUGCACGGAAGAUUUCCCCUGUGGAGCAGACAUCUUACUCUCAAGAGAAGGAUAUUUCAGAAAUUAUUUCAGUUUCUCAAAUUGAAGCUUCAUCUUCAAGUUCAUCAGCUCAUACUCCUUCCCAGGUAACUUCUCCACUGCCAGAGGAAACAUUUGCAGGUGCCGUUCCACCCAGAGAUAUGUCACUUCAUUCUUCUCUUACCUCAGAAAAGGUGCAGAGCCUAGGAGAAAAGCUGUCACCAAAGUCUGAUCUAUCUCCAUUAAGUCCGAGGGAAUCUUCUCCUCUAUACUCUCCUAGUUUUCCAGAUUCACCUCCUGCAGUCACAGAAGCAGUAUCAGCUAGUCAUGCAUCUUCAUUGUCAUUGCAAAUGUCCUCUGACAAAGCCUUUGGUUACCAGGCUGUGACAUUACAGGAACCCCUAGCAAAACACAGCCCAGAACCUUUAUUCAGCCCAGAAAAAGAAGAUUCAGAGAAAAGCAGCAGGUCACCAGAGGAACUUAGUUACUCUUAUGAGGCCACAGAAAAAACUGCUAGAUCACCAGAGGAUAUUAGCUACUCCUACGAGGCAGUUGGAAAAUCUACUAAAUCACCUGAAGCCACAGAUUAUUCCUAUGAUACAACAGGGAAAACUUCUAGGUCACCUGAAGCCACAGAUUACUCCUAUGAGAUGACAGGGAAAACCACCGGGUCACCAGGGGCCACAGAUUACUCCUACGAGAUCACAGAGGAAACCACCAGGUCACCUGGUGAAACAGAUUAUUCCUAUAAUAUGACAGGAAAAACCACCAGGUCACCUGGGGACACAGAUUAUUCCUAUGAGACAACAGGCAAAACCACCAGAUCACCUGAGGCCACAGAUUAUUCCUAUGAGAUAAUUGGGAAAACCACCAAAUCACUUGAUGUCACAGAUUAUUCCUAUGAGAAAAUUGGGAAAGCUACCAAAUCACUUGAUGCUAUGGAUUAUUCAUUUGAGGCAACAGGGAAAACCACUAAGUCACCAGAAGCCAUGGGCUACUGCUAUGAGACAACUGGGAGAACCACCAGGUCACCUGAAGCCACAGAUUAUUCAUUUGAGACAACUGAGCAAGCCACCAGGUCACCUGAACCUACUAGCUAUUCCUAUGAAGCAAGCGCACAUUUUACUCCGGGAAAAUCGUUAGCAGAAUCUCGUCAAGAUGUUGAUUUAUGCCUUGUGUCCUCCUGCGAAUAUAAGCAUCCUAAAACUGAACUUUCACCUUCAUUUAUCAACCCUAAUCCCCUCGAGUGGUUUGCAAGUGAAGAGCAGUCUCAAGAUCAAGAAAAGCCAUUAACUCAGUCUGGGGGAGCCCAGCCACCCUCCGGGGGAAAGCAGCAGGGACGGCAGUGCGAUGAAACACCUCCCACUUCAGUGAGUGAGUCUGCCCCAUCUCAGACAGAUUCAGAUGUUCCCCCCGAGACUGAGGAAUGCCCUUCCAUCACUGCAGAUGCUAACAUUGACUCAGAAGAUGAGUCGGAAACCAUUCCAACAGACAAGACGAUUACAUACAAACACAUUGACCCACCGCCGGUCCCGAUGCAGGAUCGUAGCCCUUCCCCUAGGCACCCUGAUGUCUCCAUGGUUGAUCCAGAGGCUUUGCCUGUUGACCAGAAUCUGGGUAAACCUUUGAAGAAGGACCUUAAGGAAAAGACAAAAACAAAAAAACAGGGUACUAAGACCAAGUCAUCUUCUCCUGUUAAAAAAAGUGAUGGUAAAUCGAAACAAGUGGCUUCACCAAAGCCAGCUGUGAAAGAAUCUUUAGAAAAAAAUUCCAAAACAGCUUCUCCAAAAAAGAAGGAGUCUGUGGAGAAGGCAACCAAAAAUAUCUCUAAUCCAGAAGUAAAGUCCCGAGUAGAAGAGAAAGAUAAGGACACCAAGAAUGCAGCAAAUACAACAGCAUCCAAGUCAGCAAAGACUGCAACCACAGGACCUGGGACUACUAAGUCAGCAAAAUCUAUGGCAGUGCCUCCAGGACCUCCAGUGUAUUUGGAUCUGGUGUACAUUCCCAACCACAGCAAUAGUAAGAAUGUUGACGUUGAGUUUUUCAAGAGGGUGCGGUCAUCCUACUACGUGGUGAGCGGGAAUGAUGCCGCAGCCGAGGAGCCAAGCAGGGCUGUUCUGGACUCCCUGCUGGAGGGCAAGGCCCAGUGGGAGAGCAACAUGCAGGUGACCUUAAUCCCAACACAUGACUCAGAAGUGAUGAGAGAAUGGUACCAAGAGACCCAUGAGAAACAGCAGGACCUCAACAUCAUGGUUUUGGCAAGCAGCAGCACGGUUGUUAUGCAAGAUGAAUCUUUUCCUGCAUGCAAGAUUGAACUGUAAGAACAAGACCACGCACCACAACGUUAAACUUUGUUUCCAGAAAUUCUUCAGUUUGAAAACACCUUUUCUAAAAAUUCAACCCAUCUAUUUCAACUGCUGAACUAUAUACCUGCCAAAUGCUAUACUGUGUCACGGUGAUGCAAGUCACUAAUAUUUUUCAGUCUUUGCUGAUUGCUAAGGGAAGUAACAGUAUUCCUAUAGUAGGGUUCAAAUUACUGCGAAAAUACAGAUCCAGUUUCAUCUCCGCUGAACGUUUAGAAACCAUGCACUAGCAACCAUAACUGACUUCUGCCAGGUAGAGGCAUUUGCCCUCUAAAGAAACACAACAAGAGAGAAAGAGAGAGAGGGGUAGGAGGAGAAAGUAAUAAAUAAUUAGAUCUGCAUUAGUCUCAUGGCAAUAGAUGUAUCGCUUACUGCAGUCUUCUUAUGCUCUCAUAUGAAAAGAAAGUUUUAAAUUUGUAUCAAUCCGAGCUAUCGCAAAGGGGGUCCUUACUUUACAGAGUUAAGUUAGCUGGAAAAUGUAAAGAAACAGAACGUGGCUAGGAAACGACAUAAAACUUAAACUCUCAUAGCAGUUUUCCACUUUAAUUUGAACUCUGCAUACUGACAUACCAUAACAAUCAUAGGCCAAAUAUGCACAUUAUCUGAACCCCAUCCAGAACUCUAAAACCUUCCUUUUAACAUCCAGAAUUAUUGGUCUAAGGCAUACUCCCAGCAAAAGUCCACUUACUCCACUCAGAAUUGACCAGUCCACAUGCUUAAACACCCAUGUCAGCUGUUGAUUGACCGAAGCAAAAUACCAAAGCAGUUGGGAGUACAUACAGUAGACAAUUUGCCUUAGGAAGUGACUUGAAUGUACAAAGAAACUCGAUGCACUUAUUUUUUACUGUUGAGACAGCAAAUUUAUAAACACCAGUGUAGGAUCAUAGUUACACCAGUAAAGAAGUGUGAGUGUGCAUGUGUGGUACUAGAAACCUAUCUGACUGGUCAAAUGGCUUGGUGCUAUGAAUUACAUAUCUUAGUCAUGAGAACACUUCAUUGGUACACCUGGACAGCUGAAGAAGGCAAGAUGAGCAUUUCUUUUGAAAGCUUCUUUUGUACUGUGGAAGCAGGAUUGAAGUGGUGUCCAGUAUCAGAGUUGCAAAACUUAGUGAAAUUUUCAGAAUGAUAAAAAGGUUACCUGCGAGUCUGUACAGUAUUCAACCUUCCUUUGUCUUACAUUUUAUUUGUUUAAUUUAAGAGUGAAUAUGGGAACAAAUGUACAGAAACCUUUUUUUAGCAAUGUGUGAACUUUUAAUAGAUGAAUUUUUAACAAAAGUUUUCAUUUACAGGAAAAUGCAAAGAAAAAUUUUUCAGGUGAAGGCAGUUUUUUUUAGUAGUUUUGUAAGAUAAAUGAAUAAUGUUGUUUAAGGUUCUAGUGAGAAUGGAUAUUAAGCUAAAAUUUAUUGAAAAUAGUCAACUGCCAAAACCUUUUUUGGGGAUAGGUGCAGAGGGGGCACCCUAAUGAUAAAAUUAAUCUAUUGAUGAUGAAAGAAAAUGGAAUUUGAAAUGUUGAUUGCCUAAUAUUUACAAGUGUCUACAUUCUCAACCCUCACAAGAUCUUGAGAAAAGAUAGAAUAAGCAAUAAGCUAAAAUAAGUCCUUUCCUUUCCUUUCCUUUCCUUUCCUUUCCUUUCCUUUCCUUUCCUUUCCUUUCCUUUCCUUUCCUUUCCUUUCCUUUCCUUUCCUUUCCUUUCCUUUCCUUUCCUUUCCUUUCCUUUCCUUUCCUUUCCUUUCCUUUCCUUUCCACUUUCCUCCCUUCUUUUCCCCUUUCUUUCCUUCUCUAGACUGCCUGCAGAGGAACAGCAUGUAGAACAGUUCCAUAAUUUAAGACAGUUUGGAUUUUUUAGUCUCAGAAGUUUUACCCCAAUGAAAAAAAAAAAAAAAGUUACUUUGUAGAAGGUUUGCGAAUCAGAAUUUAAAGAAGGUAUAAAGGCCUCUGAAAUGGAGAUAUGUGCUGGUCUGUAUGAUUCAAUGUUAUGGCUGAUAUUAAGUUUCACAAUGUAGUGAACUAUGACCUCAUUUUAUUUUCUUUACUUCUAAUUUAUUUCAAAUUUACAUAGUUAGAAUAUUUUUGUUUAAUAGGUAUAUGUUUGCACUCCUAAUUUUUAUGAUUUUUUUUAAUCUUGCUUUAGGGCCCUUUAAACAUGGGCUCCUGAGGCCCAUUUAAUGCUGUGAAUUACUGUUUGUCAACUGUUGGGGUUUUCGAUUUAUUUUUAAUGUCUUCUUUUUUUAGGUAUCUCUAGCAUUGCUGUUUUAUUUAUUGCUAUACCUUUUAAGCUGUUAAGAAUAACUCAGAAUGACUAUGGCACAAAAGGCAGGUGGAAAUGUGUUGUGAAAGCAAGCAUGUUUGCUGGGCUCAUAAUCAUUUACUUAAAUUACUUUAGUAAUACAUAGUUUUCGAAGUUAUAGGCAAAAUAUUGGCAGAAUAGUUGUAUUGUUUCUACAAUUCUUUCUGCUUUGUCUACUUUCUUAUAUAGGUAAGAUUUCAAACAUUUUGAGUGGGAACAGAUUAACAGAUUUUCUGAUUUUAUGACAAAAUCUGAAACAGUUUGUACCUCUGCUUUGGUAGAAAAUCUGUUUUAAGUACAGCAGUGGUCCUGAGAUAAAUCUCACACCACUGUGAAUCAAGAACAAUUUCACUACAAUCAGGGAAGUUACAGUCAUUCAAUCCUACUGUAAAUUAAAUUAGAAUUAAGCCUUAAAUCUCCCCAAGUUUGUGAUGGCUCAAGCAUUUGUUUUACUUAAAAAAAAAAUGUAGUUACAGCUGAUCUUAAAAUGUGCAUUUGUUUUUUUUGCUGCUACAAUAAUAUUAAAAGCCCAGCCUGGCUCUUCCGAGGUUUUGUAAUGCCUGUUCCAUCCAUUCCCUUUUAAAUGGCAACCACCCCUGGGUGCAACAAAACGAUGAACUCCCUCCUCCAUUAGCUCCUCUUGCCCUUAAUGUCUUUCCUGCCUGUGGAACUAAUCUAACUGUGCUAGUUAUAAUACUACACAAUUAGCUUAGGAACAGUCAUCAAAAUGUACCAUGUACAUUAACGAUGAGUGCUGUUGAUUGGCAUAGAUUUCUAGGAGCAUGGUUUGUUAUUGAUUACUCUAAUUAUAAAGAUUCAGUGUCUGAGUGUAAAGGACACUCCAUUUAAAUGAUGGUGUUAUCCAUAAUAGCAUCCCAGUCAUGAUCUUUAUGCUACUAAGUAUACUGCUUAAUAAAAUUCAAUGAAGAAUUAACUUUAGAGAUCACCUCCCACUCCUGAACUUGGACAGGGCCUCUCUUGCAUGCCUUUUCAAAGUCCUGUGGUGGGCCUGACUUCAUUGACCUCUACUUUUCACCCCAUCUUUCAAAAAUUCACUUUUGAUUAUUUUUUUUUAAAUUACCUUACAUGCUGUGGUGAAUGGAGCUAACCGUAUAUGUGAAUGUUUUUUUUUUCUUUAUUGCCUGCAAUAGCUUACGCUAUUUAGGAGAGUUCCGGUACUCAUUUUAGUAAGAUUUAAUUGAUUUGUUAAUUGAAUUUUCAAUCCCUCCUACCACAAGCAAGUCAGCUCCAAAGAGCGCUUACUGUGCAUUUGGAACAUUUAUGUCAUAUGCUUCUCUCUGUUCAUCUGUCGCCAGAGGUUCUUGCUCAGUAAUGAUGUUUUGAGAGAAAUAGUAAUUUUGUUGGUCUGGAUUUAUUAGAAAAGGAAAAAGUAUAAUACUUACACUUGAAAGAAACUGUAAGCUUUCAUCUUUUCACUUAAUAAUUGAACAAAACACUAAAAGCAACUAAGGGUAAGCAUUUCUUAGAAUGCAAUUAUACUAUUCACCUGAUUUAAAAAUGUUUGCUAUUUAAAAUAAAAGAAAAAAAAAAGAAAAAAUAGUCUGUUUGUUGUGACUUUACAAAAAAAAAAUCUAAAAAUUAAAUAACUAAAUAAAACAAUUGCAUAAAAAUAUUGAAAGGAGAGAAAAAAAAGGGAGAAAAAUAAUACAAAGCUUCUCUGCACUAGAUUUGCUAGGAGCUCCAAAUGACAGGAGCUACCUCUUCAAGACUGGGCUGUAAUCACAACUGUAAAAGAGCAAAUCUGAAAUAUGCUUUCACGCAUUUGCAUGCAGCCAUUAUCUUCCAAAUCAUGGAAAGAAACAGUCUUGUUGCUGGCUGAGAAGCACCUCACACACCUCCUCUCUCUUGUUCUGAAUGGUGUUUGUGUCAGUCUGCAGCUGUGUAUGGUAUUAUGUCUUAUAAUCCUGCAUCACUUCUAUUCUAUCCAGUCAUAUCUAAUGUAGAAAAUUAGUUUCCAGUGAAAGUAAUAUGUAGUGCUUUUAUGAUAUUUGUGUGCAAUAUCCCCUCUUCCAUUGAGGAUAUUUGAUGUAAAGGAAACAAACUCAGUUCCACAAUAAAAUACAAAAGUGGUAAA
Molecule: messenger RNA, 12165 nt
Organism: Cygnus atratus (black swan)
Lineage: Eukaryota; Metazoa; Chordata; Aves; Anseriformes; Anatidae
Gene: MAP1B
Product: microtubule associated protein 1B
Exons: 7
Coding region: 35-7741 (2568 amino acids)
Biological process (GO): axonogenesis; regulation of microtubule depolymerization; dendrite development
Cellular component (GO): neuronal cell body; microtubule associated complex; synapse
Molecular function (GO): actin binding; microtubule binding
Source: RefSeq, a predicted model, not a curated record